Molecule: messenger RNA, 753 nt
Organism: Brassica napus (rape)
Lineage: Eukaryota; Viridiplantae; Streptophyta; Magnoliopsida; Brassicales; Brassicaceae
Product: glutathione S-transferase T3-like
Exons: 2
Coding region: 1-753 (250 amino acids)
Source: RefSeq, a predicted model, not a curated record
AUGUAUAACACAACUAGUUAUGUUAACCUUUUAAACAGUCAAAGUUCAGUUGUCCUUGAAUCACCCGAACCUGUUUGGUUCGAUAGCCAAGGUCCUGAUGAAUCUGUUGUCGAGUCUGCUGUCAAGGUGAGGAGGAAAUGGUCGCCGAAAGAGGAUAAAAUCCUUUUUGGUGCUUGGCUUAACACCAGUAAAGAUGCUGUUACCGGCAAUGAGCAGAAAGUUGGUGCUUUCUGGAAGAGGAUUGUAGAUUACUACAACGCAAGCCCUCAUCUGGUUGGGACAGUACCUAGAGGGCUUGUUCAGUGCAAGCAGAGGUGGGGUAGGAUCAACGAGCAGGUCAGCCAGUUCGUUGGAUGCUACAAUGCGGCUCUGAGAGAGCAUAAAAGUGGUCAAAAUGACGAUGAUGUGAUGAAAGCUGCGCUAGACUAUUUCUUCAAUGCUUACUCCCUCAAGUUCAGCCUCGAACAUGCCUGGAGGGAGCUGAGGCGAAAAGCGCAAACAUGUGUUGGAGGUGAUACAGAAGAUGAAGUGGGAGAACCGGAGGGUAGACCUGUUGGGGUCAAGGCUGCUAAGGCUUCUUUUAAGAGGAAGAAGAGUGGUAAAGAAGAGGAGUUGUCACAGUUACAGGCUAUCAUGGAAGUGAAACAAAAACUCUCUAAGCAGAAACUGCUUGAUCGUUUACUGGCCAAGAAAGAUCCACUCACUGAGAUGGAAACAUCUCUUAAACUCAAGCUUAUGUCUGAAAUGUUAUGA